Neoarthrinium moseri is the source of this 1827-nucleotide messenger RNA. RefSeq lists its product as uncharacterized. Bases 1 to 1827 code for a protein of 608 amino acids. The transcript is spliced from 2 exons. Lineage: Eukaryota; Fungi; Ascomycota; Sordariomycetes; Amphisphaeriales; Apiosporaceae. The record is from RefSeq and is a predicted model, not a curated record.
AUGUUUGGUGGCCUCGUCAAUUUGCUCCAGCCAUCAACCAUCGGUCCGCCACCGAAAGAUGUGCCGCCAGCAACCCCGGUCGUGUUUCCGGACUGUCAUUUACCGUCUUCGGAGAACCCGUCCCAUGAGACGCCAGUGGUCCGACUCCUGCAAUCGCUCCAUCGCCCGGGUGACCUGAGUGAGGCCCACUUCGGCGCCUUGGGCCUUCAAGUGCAUGCCGAAACCCCAGCUCAACGUCUCUUGCCGGACCCGUCAUUUCUUCCUCCGACCUCGAAGGAAUGGGAGAACAUAUCAUUGGACGAAGCUCGAGCCAGGGACUCGGAGUUUCAGAUACCUCUGAGCAAUGGAAACAAAUCACCUGAAGCCAGGGUGUAUCUUGAGAGGCGCAAUGAGUUAUCCAUAGAUAACCAAUCCGCAUUUCGGACCGUACGCCGCAUGAGACCUGAGCCGGGUGUGAAGUCGCCAAGAUUGGGAAACUGCUAUGAAUUCUUCAGGCAACUAGAGCAGAUGGCCAAUCACUGGGAUGAUACCUCCCUCCCAACUGUGGUUCAUUCCGAGGACGAAGAUCUAGCGGAAGGGGAAGCUGGUCAUGUCAAAAAAUCACGGCCGAACCCGUUGGACGCAAGCUUGGAACAGGCUGAGCUGGCAAACCUUGGAGCCGCAGCUGCUACCGCCACAGAGUCUAAUUCACGCGCGGAGCCGAAGGGCAAAGAGAAUUGGCGCGUGACCUAUAGGACAGCUCCAGGGAAUACGAUGCCACCAGAGGUCCGACACAAUCUUAUUAGUGCCUUUAUAAAGCUCGUCUCCUAUGACUUCGGAUGUAACAUUGCGGCACCCCGAGUAGAACCACGACUGUAUCUUCAAGAGCCGGCACAACCCGAUAUCAAGGUAUCGUCCAGCCGUCCGCCCCGAGACCCAACAGUCUCCUAUUUCCCGUCGGGAUGCGUCUUUCUUGGCAGGACUCCCAGAGCCCGCGAAGCCGCAAGAGCAGGUGUAGUUGAAGGGCCGCUUGCAGCUGUCUCAGCCCGCAACACGACCAGCUUUUCCACACAAAUCGAGAGUGCCAUCGACUUGGGUCGCGAGUUGGUAGCUGCUCUCAUCACAGCUCAACUUCGAGCACGUGAAGGCCGCGAAGAGAAGCGCGCUGGCGAGGGGAAAUGGUGGGCAACAGCGAAACGAUGGGGUGGCAGCGAAGGGGGCCCGAUUGGACGAGAGAUCGAGGGUGCAGCAGGCGUCACGGGAGACAAAGACAAGAAUCCUGUUGAAUCUAGAAAUGGACAUGCGAGCACAAACGAUGAGAAACCGGACAGUCCCACAGUUGGGCGUCAAUCGUCCCUUAGCCAAGGGAACCGACCGAAUUCGCCGCCUAAGCCCAUCUCUCCCUCAUCUGGUCUACCUAUGCGUGGCCCGCCAGCCGCCAAGAAACCCAGGAAAGGUCACAGCAUCUACGACAACUACCGGCAGGUUCGGCCGCCUAUCUCCAAUUGGGAUAUCAAAGCACGCUACCAGGCUAUCGGCAAAACGAAGAAUGCACAGUACGAUGACAUUUUUGUAAUAAGCAGCAUAUUUCACCAUGUUUCAAUUCUCCGCGUUCGGGUACCGGAUCGCCUACUCGACGUCUUUGCCGGAGCUGAGGAUGUACAGGAGGGUAGUAGGUCCGGGAGGAGUUGGGAGAAAUUGGAGGUGUGGCGGAGUAGAUGGUUUGAUCUCUUUCUUCCGGAGGAACGGCUGGAGGCUUUAAGGGUUCUCUGGGGUGCAAAUGCAUGGAUGAUGCGGACGGUAGAUGACGGAGACGGGAAAAAGGACAUUGCCAUGAAAGGAAGUUGA